Messenger RNA from Lutzomyia longipalpis, 1668 nucleotides. RefSeq names its product arylsulfatase B-like. Bases 1 to 1668 code for a protein of 555 amino acids. Lineage: Eukaryota; Metazoa; Arthropoda; Insecta; Diptera; Psychodidae. The transcript has 3 exons. The record is from RefSeq and is a predicted model, not a curated record.
AUGAUUCAAAAAUUGGAUAAAUUAGUUUUCAUUUUAUUAAUCUUUCUGAAUUUAAGCGCAGUUCAUUGUAAAAGUAUUGAAAAUGUGAAGACAAGGCCAAAUAUUGUGAUAAUCGUAGCAGAUGAUCUUGGCUCAUACGAUGUCAGCUUGAGUGGGAAUGAUGAAAUCUUGACGCCAAACAUCGAUGCUCUGGGCUAUCAGGGAGUAGUCUUCAACAGGCACUACACUCAGGCCUUAUGUGGACCCUCAAGGGCUGCCCUUCUAACAGGGAAGUAUCCUAUCCACACGGGAAUGCAGCAUUUGGUUAUUCUCCCAGAUGAACCACGAGGAUUACCUCUAAGUGAGAAGCUCCUUCCGCAGUAUCUGAAAGAAGUCGGUUACAAGACUCAUAUCGUUGGAAAAUGGCAUUUGGGCUAUGCCAGAAAGAGCUUUACUCCCACACUUAGGGGUUUUGAUACUCAUACCGGAUUCCUUGGGGGCUAUGUAACCUACUUCAAUUAUACUGCGUGGUUUAGCAACACUCCCUAUACACCAGGAUUUGAUUUCUACCACAAUGAAAAAGUCUAUAACGAAACGGUUGGGGAAUACUUAACAGAUGUCCUAACUAAUAGAGCUUCAGAGAUUAUUGGGAAUCAUAAUCCAGAACAUGAUCCAUUAAUGCUUUAUUUGGCACACGGAGCACCACAUGCAGUAGAUAUUAUGGAAAAACUUGAAGUAAAUCCUGAAGAUCUGGAAACAGUAGCCCAUAUCAAAGAUCCAGAUAGGAGAACUUACGCUGCCAAAGUUAAGGCGUUAGAUCGAUCAGUGGGAAAAGUUGUUACAGCUCUCAAGGAAAAGGAUAUGCUUGAGAAUACAAUUAUUUUAUUCUUCUCCGACAAUGGAGCACCCAUAGAAGGACUCUAUGCCAAUGCUGGAUCAAAUUAUCCGUUAAGGGGGCAAAAAGAUAGCCCAUGGGAGGGAGGAGUUCGUGGCUUAGCAGCUGUUUGGAGUCCUCUAUUCCAGAAGCGUCACUACGUCUCCUCGCAUAUGAUUCAUGUAACAGAUUGGCUACCAACUUUUCUUCGGGCAUCAGGUGCUACAACGUAUAAAUCAGAAAACAUUGAUGGCUUGGACAUUUGGUCAACGCUUGAUUACAAUAAACCUCCCGCUCGUGAAGAAAUGGUUCAAAAUAUUGAUCCAAUUGAUGGGUACACUGCUUAUUACUACAACGGAUGGAAGUACAUCAAUGGAACAACUUCUGGUGGAGUUUAUGAUUAUUGGCUUGGCUCUAGAAGUUUUGACCUCAAUCCUGAAGCUUCAUCUUAUGCCGAUGUUGUCAUGAAGAGUCCAGUUUGGCAGGCUCUCAAUCCUUUCGCAACGAGGCUUCUUAAGCCAAGUGAUGUUGAUGAUAUCAGGAGAAAGACAAAGAUAACUUGUCAAAGACAGUACGAGACUUUAAAUACCUGCAAUCCUCUUAAAGCUCCCUGCUUAUUCUAUCUCGAUGCAGAUCCAUGUGAAAUGAACAAUCUAGCUGAUGCACAGCCAGGAAGAGUGGUGGAGUUGCAGAAAAGAAUUAAAGAAUUGGAAAAGACGAUGCUUCCCCCGGGAAAUCUUCCUUCGGAUCCAAAGGCAGAUCCUGCUCUAAACGAUGGACUUUGGACGUGGUGGCUUGAUCGAGAAGAAUUAUGA